Messenger RNA from Vicia faba (fava bean), 672 nucleotides. NCBI's taxonomy places the organism in Eukaryota, Viridiplantae, Streptophyta, Magnoliopsida, Fabales, Fabaceae. The record is from the annotation of a GenBank genome assembly.
AUGAAACACGGCUACCCUCCCGGUUAUAAAUACAAAAGCCACAAGUCUUCCGUCAACAAUGCUAUAGCUUCUCCUUCACUCAAAGCUCCACUUGAUUCUGCUUCUGAUCCUUCGCCUUCUCUUGCUAUCAUUCAGAGUCAAUACAACCAGAUACUACAAAUGCUUCAACACCAGCACUCCUCUGCUUCCGCUCCUACUACCUCCGAUGCCACUCCUCUACCCAACAUCAACUAUGUUUAUCCUCUUCUCGAUGGUAAGCCACAUGUAUAUUGGGUACAGGUUUUACUCAUCACAUCACUCCGAAUUUACGCAAUUUUCACUUUCAUUGUUAUGUUCCCCAUGAAACUCCCUGAUGGCACCACUGUUAAAUCUGACAUUGUUGGAACAGUUCAUCCAUCUAAUUCCUUAACUCUAUCUAAUGUUGAAAAGGUUCUUCUUCCUCUUGAUCUUGUUCUUCCAGCUAAAGCUCCGGCGUUAGCCCCGACGCCUGGUAAAGGGUUUCCUAAGGCUGGAAAAACUAAUUCUUCUGCUGUAGAUCAUGGUAGUAGUGCUAGUAGCGAUGAUAGCGAUGGGAAGGUUUUGCCGGAGGAAGCUUCUAAGGCAGGGGCUAUGGUUAUGUGGGUGAAUCUUGUUGUUUUUGGAAUGGCUUUGGUUGGUGGAGUUGUUCUUUAA